AUGAUAACUAGGGAGGAGGAGAGGAUUAUUGGAGAUGUGGAGGACAAGCAGGUGCUAGCUAAGAUCACCAUGGAUGACAGGAAGAGAUCCAUGAGCGGGAGGACGCUGGACCUCAAUGAAGGCAUCGAUAUGGAGAGCGAUGAUGGAGAAGUCGGCGACGACAACGAUGAAGAGGAGGAGGAUGGAGGUAGCACCACCGAUGUUGCCGGGAGCCGGAGCUCCAGCAACAACAGCAGCACCAACCAUGCUUCGGAGACCCAACAGGGUACCGGGGCCGGCGAGCAUAGGGUGCGGCAGUACAACCGAUCGAAGCUGCCUCGGCUCCGGUGGACGCCCGAUCUUCACAUGGCCUUCAUACGCGCCGUCGAGAGGCUUGGUGGACAAGAGAGAGCUACUCCUAAGCUGGUGCUUCAGAUGAUGAAUGUUAGGGGGCUCAGUAUUGCUCAUGUGAAAAGCCAUCUGCAGAUGUACCGAAGCAAGAAGCUAGACCACCACGGUCAACGGAUCAGGGGAGCCAUCUCCUCAGUAUUUUCACCUAUGGAUUUCCACUCAAUGGGAGGCGAUCGACGCUUUCAUGACAUGCUCCUCCAAAGAGCUGCCGCCCUCUCCUCAACGGCGGAGCGCGGCGGCUUCUUCGUGUCACGGAACGGCGGCGGCGGAGGAGGGAACACCAAUAGCCGCCUCUACGGGAUUCUCCAACACCAACACCGGCCAUCUCCGAUGCAAUCUGGCUUCAAGAACGGCAGUUUCAGGAAUCAAGACUGGGCGUUCGACCACCGUGACAUGAUAGCCAGGAAUGAUGUGAAGGCCUCCUCGACCACGUCGCACUUCUUCGCGUCCUCGUCGGUAAGGAGGUGGCCAUUAACCUCCGCAGUUGCGGGAGCCGGCGAGCAAAGGCGAGAUGAGAGCUUUGGUUACUUUACCGGCCACGGCUCUGGGCCGCUCUCAAGGGCCAUGGCAGUGGCACCGGCGACGUCGGUCGUGCCAGGAGAAGGUGACCAUCGUCUCCCGUUUAGAUGGCACGGUGGCGAUGGCGGCAAGGUUGCUAAGGCCAUAUCGUCAGAUCCCGUGAUGAUCGUCGAAGCCCUAGAUUCCCAGAAGCAGAAGCAUCUUGAGCAACAGAGGGCUCUGAUGACACCAGCCGACAAGGUACGGCUUCCGGUAGAGACGCCGGAGUUGGAGCUCAGCUUAUCUCCAGCCACGGCAAUCGACGCCACAGAUGGGACACCGAGCAAGAAGAGGAAGAAGAGCACUGCUGCAUCGAGCGAGCAAGAGCUGGAACAUGCCAACAAGCUGUCGAUCUCGCUCUCGCUCAUGCCACCUGCAGCUUCCGUGCCCAUGCAGCGGCAGGAAAAGACAAGAGGGGGCAGCGUGGAGGCCGUUCUGGGGCAGAGUACUUUGGAUCUGACCAUGUCGAUCAAGGCAUUGGAGUGA
Triticum turgidum subsp. durum (durum wheat) is the source of this 1434-nucleotide messenger RNA. The record is from the annotation of a GenBank genome assembly. NCBI's taxonomy places the organism in Eukaryota, Viridiplantae, Streptophyta, Magnoliopsida, Poales, Poaceae.